AUGGACCGAAUAAAAUUUAUCAACGUCACGAAAAUAAGCGCAUCGGCUUUCGACAGUGUCUCAACGAAUUUAACAACUCAACAAACGGCUUUGAAUAUUUCUUUUGACGGCCAGCUUCCCCAGUUACCCAGUCCUGAUACGCUGUGUGAUUCCGGAAGUGAGAUAUUCGUUGACCGCAGCAACGACCCUAUAAUGUACUUUCUUACAUUUUGCUUACUUGCGCUGGUAUUUGGGGGUUUGUUCGGCUUUUACCUGAUUGUCAAAUUUGUACAGGUAAUGGUGUUAGUGUUUCGUCGGCGUAGGUUGGAGAUGAAAUUGAAGAAGAUGGUUAAGAGAGUGGACAAACUUGGUUUGGAAAUUCAGAUGAAGGACAUGGAGAUCAAGAUGAGUGGAAUGGAGAUGAAGGUGGAUGAUUUUGAGGGAAAGGCGGAUGAGAAGCUCACUCAAGAGCGACUUGAUCAUCAGGCUGAGAUGCUAGAUUGGAAGGCGGAGGUACAAAAAGAAAAAGAUGACUUGAAGCUUGAAAUUCCGAAGGGGCAAAACAAGAUUUAUCGAAUUCAGCGAAGUUUGACACAGAACUUCUUGUAUAUCUAA
Messenger RNA from Botrytis fragariae, 594 nucleotides. RefSeq lists its product as uncharacterized. The record is from RefSeq and is a predicted model, not a curated record. The coding region runs from base 1 to 594 and encodes 197 amino acids. The transcript has a single exon. NCBI's taxonomy places the organism in Eukaryota, Fungi, Ascomycota, Leotiomycetes, Helotiales, Sclerotiniaceae.